This is a messenger RNA of Symbiodinium necroappetens, 486 nucleotides long. The record is from the annotation of a GenBank genome assembly. NCBI's taxonomy places the organism in Eukaryota, Dinophyceae, Suessiales, Symbiodiniaceae.
ACCGACACGACCACGACUGAGGCAGUGACAACUACCACCCCACUCGCUGCCAAGGCUGUAUUCAUUUACACGACCACCACGACCACGACGACCACCACGACCACCACGACCACCACGACCACCACGACCACCACGACCACAACGACCACCACAACGACCACGACCACCACCACAACCACACCCACCCCAACCACUGCUGCAGCGGCGCAGGCGUACGGAGAAGGACAGGAGGAGGCGCCGAAUGCGGGGCAACAUGCUGCUCAAGGGGCUUUGGAGCAGGCUCGGCAACGGGCGGCGGAGCCCAGUGCGGCCGCAGAGCAGGCCGGAGAGCAAAGGGCUCCUCAGGAGACUUCGGAGCCUUCCGAAGCUGAAAAAGAGGCGCCGGAGCAUGAUUGCUCCGCAGACACGGAGAACUGGAUGGAGACCUGGUCCUUGGAGAAGAAGCUGUUCUGCUGCCGGAAUGGCUCCAUGCAGUGUCCCUUUUGA